UUUUGCCUCAGAGAGCGGCAGCCGGCCCGCCCUGAGGAAGUGGCCCUGGCCGCCUGGGCAGGGAACUGCCGCCCUGUCAGGCACCGCGGGCUCUGCUGGUCUCACGUCCCGGCAGCGACCUCCACGGGGCGGCCGCAGCAGCAGCAGCGCCUGCUGCGGAGGGGAGGGGAGCGGGCCGUGCCGUGCCGUGCCGGCCCCGGGCCCGCCCCGUGGGUUUGGCCCUCUCGAGCCGCCGUCGCAACCGGUAGCCGGCGUCUUGGCGCCCUCGGUGCCUCCUGCGGGGCUGGGCUGCCGGGGCGGCGGCCUCCCGGGGCGCCGGCCUGCCGCGCCUCUUCCGCGGUGGCUCGUGAGGGCCCAGGGCGCCGACCAGCGAUGUCGGAGGCGGGUGGAAGCGGUGAUCUCUCCUCGCGGAGCUCGGGCGCGGGCUGCGACCGCCUCUCGUUGCCGUCCACUUCGCGCAACGGUGCCGUGCCCCAGCGCAAACAGCAGCGGCUGUCGGGCCGGCACCGCCCGCAGGCCUCCGGGGAGGAGGGCAGGGAACCCGAGGUGGCGGAAGACGAGCCCGGGCAGCCGGGCAGCGCCGAGGGCGCCGGCGAUGAACGCAGGAGGAGGAUGAUCCGGAACCAGUACCGGGAGCUCAUCUACAGCGUGCAGCAAAAUCGUGAGGAUAUGCUGAGUUCAAAAAGCAACAGACUGACAGAAGCUUUGGAAGAAGCCAAUAAACUGUUUAGUGCAGUUUCCUGUGCACGAGAGGCUGCGCUGGAUGCCCAAUUUCUUGUCUUAGCAUCAAAUCUAGGAAAGGAGAAGGCCAGUGAGUUGCACUUUGGGAUGACGGCAUUUGAUUCACUAGCAUUUGCGGAAGACUUGCUAACCUUCAUGGGUAUAAACCGCAUAGAAAAAGAAGAGAAUGAUGGUGAUUCUGAUUGUGAGGACAUUUCAGGUGGCUAUUUAGCUUGUAAUGCCUGGCAUAAACUGGGAGCAGAAGCAGAACAGUACUUUAGAAGAGCACCUUCUUUUCACUAUAUGUUGGGAUCUUUCAAGUCUGAUCCUCCUGUACCAAGGCAACGGAUUGAGAGGCAGAAAAAGACUACUGGAGGAGAAGAGAAACGGGCAAUGCCUGCUCAGUUAAAAAAAAUGGAGGAGUCUCAUCAGGAAGCUACAGAAAAAGAAGUAGAGAGGAUCUUGGGAUUAUUGCAAACUCAUUUUAAAAAUGAUCCUGAUACGCCCAUUUCCUUCUUUGAUCUUGUGAUUGAUCCAAAAUCAUUUCCACGCACUGUGGAAAACAUCUUUCAUGUGUCCUUCAUUAUAAGGGAUGGUUUUGCAAGAUUAAAGUUGGAUGACGAUAAAUUACCAAUAAUAGAGCCGUCAAAAGACAGUGAGCGAAGGGAGGGUGAUGGUGGUGCUGGAAAACGGAACCAGGUUGUCAUAUCUCUGAACCAUCAAGAAUGGAAGGAAAUUGUAGAAACGUAUGAAAUAACAGAACCCAUGAUUAGCUCUCCUCUUAAAAAUGAAGAUGAUAUGGACACAGCUUAAUUCAAGUGCCUUAAAGAAAAUAUGUUAGUGUUUCAUUCAGAGAAGUUUUUAUAUGUAUAUGUUGUAAAAUUAAAUUUAUUUUUAUGGGAACAUUUUGAGCUGUGUUGUUUAUACCCAUCACAGGGUUAUUACCAUAUACUUUCUAUUUAUUAUGGCUUAGUUUACUACUUUAUGUGAAGUUUACUGACACUUCAAAGCUUUCACGAAAAGGAAAUGCUAUCCCCCUUCUUUCAUCCCGUCUCUCCCCAACAGCAGCCUGCAGGUGGAAUUUCAAUGGUUGUCACGGCAGAGAUGUUUAGUCUUGUUACCUAGAUGAUCUUGGGUGCUGCGGGACAAAUGGAUGCUGUCUUUCUGUUCUUUUCUGGAAAUAAAAGGCUUGAGUUUGGCGAUUUGGUCGCGGUUACUGAUGGUAACUCCUCCUUUUGCUCCUCGGAGGACCACUGUCUCUGGAGGU
Molecule: messenger RNA, 1987 nt
Organism: Falco peregrinus (peregrine falcon)
Lineage: Eukaryota; Metazoa; Chordata; Aves; Falconiformes; Falconidae
Gene: NSMCE4A
Product: NSE4 homolog A, SMC5-SMC6 complex component
Exons: 11
Coding region: 373-1533 (386 amino acids)
Biological process (GO): DNA repair
Cellular component (GO): nucleus; Smc5-Smc6 complex
Source: RefSeq, a predicted model, not a curated record